UGAGGUGUGCGAGAGAUUUGGCAUAGAUUAUCACGCAAUCAAGAAGCCACUAAAAAUAUCUGGAGUUGCUGAGCACACCUUUGCGCAUAGGUGUCUGGGUGUGGGUGGCUGGAUUCUUUGGGUUCUGUACUGUUCUGGAGGUGUAGCUGUAGGUUAUUUUCUAUUACUUUGGGUGUAAUUAGAGUAGUUUCUUUGUAUUUAUCCUGAAAAUGACGGCUCAGGUAGACUACCUGGCGGUGUUGUUCACCACCACAUCUGGCGCGAGCGGAGACCUCUUGGGUUCGGACGAGAAGGAUCUCGUGCAGUUGGUGUGGCAGCUCGUGGAUUUGAAUAACAAAAAGUUGGGGAAAGUGAAUGAGGUGUUAAUACGGCCUGAGCACUCCGACCUGGCAGAAGAUUGUCUGGGCGAGAGAGAGGAGGAGGAUGAAGUGGAGGACAGCGAGGAGUCUGUCUCUACAGUCACAGGCUUGGAGCACGCGCUAAACCAGUUCCAUCUGAGAUUGACCAAUGAAGUGAACACCUUGGGCACGGGCACGUCAGUGUGUGUGUGUACGGACGGGCAGCUCCACAUUCGCCAGGUUCUCCACCCCGAAGCUGCGGGCAAGAACCUGGCACUGCCAGAAUGUUUCAACUCCUUUUUUGACCUGAGGAAAGAGUUCAGGAAGCACUUCCCCUCUGCAGACACCAAGAGCCUGGAGGUGCAGUACAUGGCUGAAUCUCUCAGUGUAACUGUGGAGCCAGUAGCCAUGUUGGAUCCGACGGCCAUGUUGGCACCGGUCACAGCAGCACUGCAGGUCCAGACCAUGGCCAACAUCGUCCUAGCCCUGCUAUCUGAACCCUUACGUCACACAUUCUCAAACCCAGAGAGAGUCACUGAGAAGUUUGAAAGCGGCACUUGCAGUAAGAUGGAGCGUGUGUGUGAUAACACGGUGAUCAGAGCGAGGGGGUUGCCUUGGCAGUCAUCUGACCAGGACAUCGCUCGCUUCUUCAGAGGACUCAACAUUGCCAAGGGUGGCGCUGCGUUGUGUCUGAACGCCCAGGGUCGGAGGAACGGAGAGGCUCUGGUCCGCUUUGUCAGUGAGGAACACAGAGACAUGGCCCUGCAGAGACACAAACACCACAUGGGCAACAGAUACAUAGAGGUGUACAAGGCAACAGGAGAGGACUUCCUUAAGAUAGCAGGCGGUACCUCCAGUGAGGUGGCGUUGUUCCUGUCUCGUGAGGACCAGGUGAUCGUCAGGAUGCGAGGUCUUCCCUUCACCGCCACACCUGACCAGGUGCUGGCCUUCUUCUCCCAGGGGGAGGGGCCUAAAGAGGUGUGUCCUGUCAGUGGUGACAAGGAUGGCAUCCUAUUUGUGCGUUUCCCUGAUGGAAGGCCGACUGGCGACGCCUUCGUCCUAUUCGCCAGUGAGGAGCAUGCUCAGUGCGCUCUCAGGAAGCACAAAGACAUCCUGGGGAAGAGAUACAUUGAGCUAUUCAAGAGCACCGCCGCUGAGGUGCAACAGGUGUUGAACAGGUACUCGUCAGCCCCUCUGAUCCCCGUGGCUCCUGCCCCCCUGGUGUCAGUGUUGCCCUCCGUGUCUCUGUUGCCCUCUCCUGGUGGUGUGAGGGACUGCCUCAGGCUGAGGGGGCUGCCCUACACCGCCACCAUAGAGGAUAUACUGGCCUUCCUAGGAGAAUACACACAUGACAUCAGACCACACGGAGUACACAUGGUGGUCAACCAACAAGGUCGUCCGUCAGGGGACUGUUUCAUCCAGAUGCAUUCAGCGGAGCGGGCUUUCUCUGCCUCCCAGCGGGUCCACAAGCAGGUGAUGUCUGGUCCGGGCCAGGCUGGCAAGCGAGGGCUUAACAGUCGCUAUGUGGAGGUGUUCCCCUGUAGCGCUGAAGAGAUGGGUCUGGUGUUGAUGGGAGGCUCCCUCUCACACACACACACUCACACACACACCCGGACCAGGAGUGGGACAGGGCUCAGCCCGCCGCCAUGUAAGUCCAGACGUCUGUCUCCUCCCUCCUACUCCUUCCCACCCGCCCCUUCCAUCCUGCCUGCUGAGGCUGCCGGCCUAUUCCCUCCCAUUGGUCAGGUGCUGCUGAGUCCCCGCCCCCUAGGACCUGGACACGCUUACUACCCAGCUAGCACUCAGCUCUACAUGAACUACACUGCAUACUAUCCCAGUCCCCCAGGUUCUCCCAACACUAUAGGGUACUACCCCUCCCCCUCCCCUAGGGGAGUGGUCCGUAUGCAUGGGCUCGCCUACAAAGAACUGCUCAACACCAUUCAGGGAUACCAGAGUCCUAUGGAGGCAUUGCCUGUCCUGAGCGGUAUGAUUGGUCAGUCCAGCAGUGGUGAUGCUCUGAUGCCCUUUCCCCCUCUUCUGACCAAGCAGGGAGGGCACUACCUGGACCGAAACAUGCUGUAGAAGGCUCAAAGAUCCCCACACUGUCGCACACUACCCAUUACACACACACUAUACCAGGGGUGUCAAACUAAUUUUACCCCGAGGGCCACAUUGGGUUUUCACCCAGGUCUGGAGGGCCACACUGAAAAUUGGUUAUAUGUACUUUUAUUUUAUUUUAUAAGAAAUGGCUCGAUAUAUUAAAUUGUGCUGAAAACUUGACACUCCUGCACUACACUAUCACACAACACACACAACACACACAACACACACAACAAAAACAUACACACACACCAAAGGAUAUGUGGGGGAAUGUCCUGGCCUCCAGCUCUGAUGUAUGUUCCUAGUCUGAGUUGUAUAUACAGUGUAUAUGCAUGAGAGCAGAAAUUUAUUUUAUAUCAGAGCUUUGCCUCAGCCAAAAUGCAACUCUGUCUUAUAUUGCACACACUAUUUUAAAAAAGCUUUAUAGAGAUGUUAGAAGGUGUUAGAACCACUUCAGGAGACGUCUGUUAGAAGUAGAGCUGCGUUUAGUAGUAAUUAUUGAUCUGAACCUUUCAUCAUGACGUGUGUAAGUGCGUGUGGAUGCAUGUGUGUGUGUGUGUGAGAGAGAGAGAGCGAGAGAAAGAGGAAUGUUCAUACUGUCCUACUCUACGUAUAUGUAUAUAUUUUAUUUUAUACUGUCUGUUUAAAAACGUUAUAUGACAUUUUAUUUCUUUAUACUUUCUAUAAUUUUACAAUCCAAUACUAGAAUAUUGUAUUAGGAAGCUUCCUGCAUGAAGAAGUUAGUAGUGCUAGCUACACUCAGAUGUUUACAUGUUAUGGCAAAUACCAAAGCACUGCUAACCAAUCCGAUUACUAUACAGAUUAUACUAUAUAUCAACAGCAUAGUGUCUGACAUAAAAGUUACAUGUAGUUAGUUAAUCAAAUGCUGAAUCACUCCCACACCCCUCCCAUCUGACCUGUUUAUGGUUGCAUAGUGCCACUCCACCCUUGCCUUUUGUGUGUGACGCCAAGCUGAGCCCAGAGCCAGGAGAUCACUAUUCCUGUUGCCAGUGGUGUAAAGUACUUAAGUAAAAAUACUUUAAAGUACUACUUAAGUAGUUUUGGGGGGUAUCUGUACUUUACUAUUUAUAUUUUUGACUACUUUUACUUCACUACAUUCCUAAAGAAAAUGAUGUAUGUUUUACUCCAUACUUUUUCCAACACCCAAAAGUAAUUUUGAAUGCUCAGGCAGGACAGCAAUAUGGUCCAAUUCACGCACCUAUCAAUAUAAUGCAUUGUAAUCCCUACUGCCUCUGAUCUGUCGGACUCACUAAACACAAAUAUUGCGUUUAUAAAUGACGUCUGAGCGUUGAAGUGUGCCUGUCCAUAAAUUAAAAAAACAAUUAAAUCAUGUCGUCUGGUUUGGAAUAUAAGGAAUUUGAUGUAUAGCAUUUACUUUUUU
Molecule: messenger RNA, 3840 nt
Organism: Coregonus clupeaformis (lake whitefish)
Lineage: Eukaryota; Metazoa; Chordata; Actinopteri; Salmoniformes; Salmonidae
Product: epithelial splicing regulatory protein 1
Exons: 14
Coding region: 210-2420 (736 amino acids)
Cellular component (GO): ribonucleoprotein complex
Molecular function (GO): RNA binding
Source: RefSeq, a predicted model, not a curated record